Arvicanthis niloticus (Nile rat) is the source of this 2394-nucleotide messenger RNA. Lineage: Eukaryota; Metazoa; Chordata; Mammalia; Rodentia; Muridae. The record is from RefSeq and is a predicted model, not a curated record.
AGUUUCGAUGAUGUGCAUGUGAACUUCACUGCAGAAGAGUGGAAUUUGUUGGAUCCUUCCCAGAAGAAUCUCUACAAAGAUGUGAUGCUUGAGACCUACUGGAACCUCACUGCUAUAGGCUAUAAUUUGGAAGACCAUCAUACUGAAGAACAACAACCUCAAACUUCUAGAAGUCAUGAAAGGCAUGAAAAAAGUUACACGGGAGAGAAACUUUAUGAAUGCAAUCAAUGUGCUAAAGCCUUUUCAAGUCACAGUAAUCUCCAAAGACAUAAAAAAACACAUACAGGAGAGAAACCUUUUGAAUGCAAUCAAUGUGCUAAAGCCUUUUCAUGUCAUAGUAGUCUCCAAAUACAUAAAAGAUCACAUACAGGAGAAAAACCUUAUGAAUGUAAUCAAUGUGGUAAAGCCUUUUCAAGUCACAGUGGUCUCCAAUAUCAUAAAAGAACACAUACUAGAGAGAGACCUUAUGAAUGUAAUCAAUGUGGUAAAGACUUUUCAUGUCACAGUAAUCUCCAAAGACAUAAAAGAACACAUACUGGAGAGAAACCAUAUGAAUGUAAUCAAUGUGGUAAAGCCUUUGCAAGACCCCAUCAUCUACAAUAUCAUAAAAGAACACAUACUGGAGAGAGACCUUAUGAAUGUAAUCAAUGUGGUAAAGUCUUUUCAUGUCACAGUAAUCUCCAAAAACACAAAAGAACACAUACUGGAGAGAAACCAUAUGAAUGUAAUCAAUGUGGUAAAGCCUUUGCAAGACCCCAUCAUCUACAAUAUCAUAAAAGAACACAUACUGGAGAGAAACCUUAUGAAUGUAAUCAAUGUGGUAAAGGCUUUACAGAACAAAGUCAUCUCCAAAUACAUAAAUCAACACAUACUGGAGAGAAACCAUAUGAAUGUAAUCAAUGUGGUAAAGCCUUUGCAAGACCCCAUCAUCUCCAAAGACAUAAAAGAACACAUACUGGAGAGAAAUUGAAGAAAAUGUGCAGAGUGAAACCUUAUGAAUGUAGUCAACGUGGUAAAGCCUUUGCAUGUCACUGUACUGUCGGACAGAAACCACAUGAAUGUAAUCAAUGUGGUAAAGACAUUUCAUGUCACAGUCAUCUCCAAUCUCAUAAAAGAACACAUACUGGAGAGAAAUCUCAUGAAUGUAAUCAAUGUGGUAAAACCUUUUCAUGCCACAGUGGUCUCAAAUAUAAAACAACACAUACUGGAGAGAAACCUUAUGAAUGUAAUCAAUGUGGUAAAGCCUUUUCAUGGCACAAUCAUCUCCAAUCUCAUAAAAGAACACAUACUGGAGAGAAACCUUAUGAAUGUAAUCAAUGUAGUAAAGCAUUUGCAAGGCCCAAUCUUCUCCAAUCUCAUAAAAGAAUACAUACUGGAGAGAAACCUUAUGAAUGUAAUCAAUGUGGUAAAGCCUUUUCAUGUCACAGUAGUCUCCAAAAACAUAAAAGAACACAUACUGGAGAGAAACCAUAUGAAUGUACUCAAUGUGGUAAAGGCUUUUUAUAUCACAGUCAUCUCCAAAGACAUAAAAGAACACAUAUUGGAGAAAAGCCCUAUGAAUGUAACCAAUGUGGUAAAGCCUUUUCAUGUCACAGUGGUCUCCGAUCUCAUAAAAGAACACAUACUGGAGAGAAAGCUUAUGAAUGUAAUCAAUGUGGUAAAGCCUUUUCAUGUCACGGUAAUCUCCGAAGACAUAAAAGAACACAUACUCAAGAGAAACCUUAUGAAUGUAAUCACUGUGGUAAAGCCUUUUCAUGUCACAGUCAUCUCCAAAGACAUAAAAGAACACAUACUGGAGAGAAACCUUAUGAAUGUGAUCAAUGUGGUAAAGCAUUUUCAUAUCACAGUAGUCUCCAAUGUCAUAAAAGGAUACAUACUGGAGAGAAACCUUAUGAAUGUAAUCAAUGUGGUAAAACCUUUUCAUAUUACAGUGGUCUCCAAUAUCAUAAAACAACACAUAUUGGAGAGAAACCUUAUGAAUAUAAUCAAUGUCUUAAAGCCUUUUCAUGUCACAGUCAUCUCCAAAAACACAAAAGAAAACAUGCAGGAGAGAAACCUUAUGAAUGUAGUCAAUGUGAUAAAGCCUUUGUAUGUCACUGUAGUCUCCAAACACUUAAAGGAACACUGGCUUUAGAGAAACCUUACAGAUGUCCCAGAGACCUUGCUGUCACUGUUGUGGUGAUCCGGGAGGAGCACAGGGGUGCGGAUGGCAUCAGCGGGCUUCUUCUGACAUCACAAACUGUGCGACACGAUCCAAUUGCCACUGCCAAAGAAUGGGGAGAUGACCGGAGCUUCCAGCCGCUGCUGGUCGUGGUCGUGGUGGUGGAGUUGGGAACCACUACAACAGUAGAGUCAUCCUCUCACAUUGGAUCAUUUCUCUUGGGCAAAGAAUAA